Messenger RNA from Adineta ricciae, 1437 nucleotides. The record is from the annotation of a GenBank genome assembly. NCBI's taxonomy places the organism in Eukaryota, Metazoa, Rotifera, Eurotatoria, Adinetida, Adinetidae.
AUGGCAGCAGCAACUAGUAAAACCUAUUGUGUGACGUGUAAGAAAGAAAAAGUAACAUUCAAAUGCGGAGGUUGCUCCGAAGAUUUUUGUUAUCAACAUCUGGGAGAUCAUCAAUUAGAGUUAAGUAAGCAGUUCGAUGAAAUCGAAGUUAAUCGAGACAUUUUUCGACAAUCAUUGACCGAACAUAUUGAACAAUCGAAUAGCGACGAUCUAUUCGAACAAAUUGAUCGAUGGGCGCAACGAUCGAUUGAAAUCAUUCAACAAACAGCUGAAGAAACCAAACGGACGUUGACUGAAACAAAAAAUCAGUAUUUCCAGGAACUUGAAUUGAAAUUGAGCAAAUUAACGGAACAACUACGACAGAAACGGCAGGAGAACGAUUUCAAUGAAAUCAGUUUACGUAAUUUUCAUGAAGAACUCAAUCAAUUAACAAAAGAACUCGCAGAAUCGUUAACUAUUUCAAUUGGAGAAGAAUCAACGUCGUUUCUCAGUAAGCUUUAUGUUGACACAUCCGAACUGUCAUUAUUUGAGUUUGAUUUAAAAAAUUUCGAAGUCCAUAGUGGUUUGACUGUAGCUGGAGGCAAUGGGAUGGGCAGUGAGCUAGAUCAACUUUCGCGGCCAGUUGGAAUUUUUGUUGACAACGAGCAAACUGUUUACGUUGCUGAUAAUGAAAAUCAUCGCAUUGUGGAAUGGAAGUUGGGCGCGAGAACUGGCAGAGUAGUAGCUGGUGGUAAUGGGCAAGGCAAACAAUCCAAUCAACUGAGUGGUCCAACAGACAUCGCUCUCAAUAAGGAUGGAACACAUUUGAUCAUUUGUGAUCUGGGAAACAAGCGUGUAGUGAGUUGGCCGCGUCGAAAUGGAACAAACGGUCAAGUUCUUAUUUCCAAUAUUGAUUGCUGCCGAAUAAGUAUUGACAAACAAGGAUUUUUUUAUAUUUCCGAUCGGGAAAAGCAUGAAGUUAGACGAUGGAAAGCGAAUGAUACAAGUGGACGAUUAGUAGCUGGUGGAAAUGGAAAAGGUGAUCGACUGGACCAAUUGAAUAAUCCGACGUUUAUUUUCGUUCACGAUGAUAACUCUAUUUAUAUAUCAGACUGGGGCAAUCAUCGAGUGGUCCGAUGGAUCGAAGGUGCCAAGGAAGGAGUAAUUGUCGCUGGUGGUCACGGCAAAGGAAACAGUCUGAUGCAAUUGGCAAAUCCUCAAGGCGUUGUUGUUGAUGACAUUAGCAGCGUCUUCGUUGCUGAUUUUACGAAUAAUAGAAUCAUGUGCUGGAGUAAAGAUGCUGUGCAUGGGAAUGUAGUUGUGGGUAGAUAUGGACAAGGUGAUGAAGCAGAUCAACUCAAUCGACCAAUGGGUUUAUCUUUGAAUGAACAAGGAGAUCUUUUUGUAGUCGAUCAGUGGAACGUUCGCGUACAAAGAUUUGACUUUGACCGAAAAUGA